UUCAGUUGGCUUCGACAUUUUAAGUUGUUUACACACGCUGCUGCCCGCGCCGCAAAAACUCCUACACAUUGUCAUAGCAACACCACAGUGCGUGGGUGUAGCAGUGUAACUACAGAGUGAUCAUACACACACACGCGCGCGGGAUUUACCUAUAUGUGUGUAUGUGUGGGUAUUGGCUAGAAAACACGCGUGGAUCGUGCCGUGUUUAAUUUCGUACACCGCGUGUGUAAUAUAAGCAUAUUCAGUCAGCCUCUCUAGCAUACAGUAUACUUAUGUAUUACGCGCGUUCCCACUUCGGGACGAUGCCGGUUCGCGGUUAUUCGUGCUCGCGUGUGUGAGUAGCCAAGCAGUGUCUGCCCGAGAGUCGUGCGCGUCGCGUGCUGAUUUACUUUAUACUUAGGUUUAUCAAUCGCAAUAAAACCACAACAGAAUAAAAUAUAUUCUGGUGAUAACCAUAAACAUUGCGUCUAUUAUAUGGAAUAUUUAAGACAUUUGUGUGUAUUUUUAACAUUGUGUUACAUUGCGCAUGAUUAAAUGACUAAGUUGUGAACCUGGGUGCAGUAUAAUAAACAAAGGCUUGUGAUUGUGUGAAGCCGUGGAACUAAACCAGACCAGACGCAGUGCAGCAGCCGAAGAAGUUGAGACGCAGCACAUCAACUUCUUCGCUGCGGAUAUACCAUUCUCAAGAAGCACGUUGUGGGGCCGAGCGUGAAAGGAAACCGGCGGACAGUGAACUUUUGCCAACAAGUUCAGGCGUAGAAUGGGCGCUCCGGGCGACUUGCGCCGCUUCCUCGCGAUCAUCAUGAUGAUCGGCUGCGUAUUCCUGCUGUAUAUGUUUUGGGCCCAGCCUACAUCACCCACUAGCGUACCGCUACAGACGUUUGUUCCAGUUGUGACAUCUAAAGACUCAAACACACAUUACGCUAAAAUUGACUUUAGAUGGACGUGGACGUGCGAAAACAAGCGCUGCGUUCGAAAAGAAUCAACUGAAACCGGCGUGCACGUCUCAUUGACCACGUGCAGCAUGCUGUGCGGGUCAUCUAUGUUAUGGCCGCAACCAACUGGACCCACCACGCUCGGCAGCCAUUCUGUGAGCUUCGAUCGUGAACAGCUCACGUUCGAAACCACUGCGACUGAACCAGCGCGUUCGUACAUUCAAUAUUCCUUCGCCAUGUUCAACUCUAAUGUUGCCAAUCUGAUUCAGUUGCAAAAGAAUGAACCUUCUGCAACUCCCCAGCGAGAUUUUAAUAAGUUUAUAGUGAAAGUGUUUGUUGAACACAGUGAUAUCGUAAAAUUAACACUAAGCACCGAUGAGAGUUAUAAAUUGAUCCUGCGUAUGGAAGGUGAGAAUAUGAUUGGGACUGUGACUGCGAAUAAUUUCUUCGGGGCACGUCAUGGACUUGAAACAUUAUCUCAAUUGAUUUGGUGGGAUGAAUUCGCUUCCGGGGCAGGAUCUUUGAAAAUUGUAAAAGGUGCAAGUGUCCAGGACGCGCCAAAAUUUGCUUAUCGUGGUUUAAUGAUAGACACAGCACGGAAUUUUCUUCCUGUGGAGAGUCUCAAGCGUGUUUUAGUGGGAAUGGCCGCGAAUAAAUUGAAUGUAUUCCAUUGGCACGUCUCCGAUUCACAGAGUUUUCCACUCGUGCUGCCUAGUGUCCCACAGUUGGCGAAAUACGGUUCAUACUCCCCGGAUAUGGUCUAUACUGCAAGUGAGGUGAAGGAUUUGGUGGAGUACGCGCGGUUAAGAGGCAUUCGUGUGGUGAUCGAAGUGGACGUCCCCGCACAUGUGGGCAACGGCUGGACUUGGGGACCCGCCGAGGGUCUUGGCGAACUUGUGAUGUGCGUUAAUGUACAACCCUGGAGCUUAUAUUGCGGCGAGCCGCCAUGCGGGCAAAUCAAUCCGGAUAAUCCGCACGUCUAUGACGUGCUUGAGAAGAUCUACCGCGACAUCAUCGAGCUUACCGGCGAGUCGGAGAUCUUUCACAUCGGUGGCGAUGAGGUGAAUCUCGAGUGCUGGCAACAGUUCCGCAAUCGCACCAAUCCCUACGUGGACCUAUUUGAUGUGUGGGGGAAUUUCACCGUGGAGGCACUGAAGCGUGUGACGAAAGCCAACGGUGGUAAGCGUCCCAAGCACGUGAUGAUCUGGUCCAGUAACUUGACGAAACGACCCUACUUGACGAAGUUUUUGAAUAAAACCGAGGUAUUGAUACAGGCGUGGGGUGGGAGUGACUGGACAGAAACACCCGAGUUGGUAUCGAGUGGAUACAAUGUCAUUAUAUCACAUGUGGACGCAUGGUACUUAGAUUGUGGUUAUGGACGUUGGAGGGAAAAUGGUGGAGCUGCUUGUGAUCCCUACAGACCCUGGCAGACUGUUUACAUGCAUCGGCCGUGGAAUGGUGAUCCUGUGUAUCGAAAAAGUGUUUUGGGCGCAGAGGCGUGCCUGUGGACCGAACAAGCUGAUCACGUGUCACUGGACACACGGUUGUGGCCACGUGCGGCUGCAUUCGCCGAACGUGUCUGGUCUGAUGUGGGCACCAAGUCCAUCUACAAACAGGAGCAGUUGAGCAUCGAGGAUGUCUAUGCGCGUAUUCAAAUGCAGCGUGAGCGGAUGAUCAAGCGUGGGUUGAAGAACGAAGCGCUUUGGCCGCAAUGGUGCAGUCAGAAUCCAGGCAUGUGCCUUUGACCAGCCGUAAAUGUGUAGAGUAUAGAAUCUAUGAAUGUUUACACCUUCACCUGUCCUGUAAUGUCCUACAUGCUUGGUUGGGCAUUGGAUGCAAAUCGAAUCGAUUUGCAUACGAAAGCAUCUCCCCAUCAAUGAAUAUGCAGAAAGAAUAAUUGAGUGUUCAAUGUUGGACGUGGUUGUCAAGAAGAUGAAACCCUUUAUAUAUGGUGCACUUUUUUAAUAAUUCCGAAACUCUCACAGCAAAAAUAACUAAAACGAAAAAAUCACGGUGCACGGUGAUAUUAGCAUAAGUUGUACAUAAAUAUUUGAUCCUAUAAACUCGAUUGUGACCAAUGUUUGUGCCAAUAAUUAAUAAAUCGAAAAUUAUAAACUAG
Dalotia coriaria is the source of this 3054-nucleotide messenger RNA. RefSeq names its product fused lobes (gene fdl). Lineage: Eukaryota; Metazoa; Arthropoda; Insecta; Coleoptera; Staphylinidae. Gene Ontology annotation, cellular component: plasma membrane; lysosome. The transcript is spliced from 3 exons. The record is from RefSeq and is a predicted model, not a curated record. Gene Ontology annotation, molecular function: beta-N-acetylglucosaminidase activity. Bases 761 to 2680 code for a protein of 639 amino acids. Gene Ontology annotation, biological process: ganglioside catabolic process; glycosaminoglycan metabolic process; carbohydrate metabolic process.